This is a messenger RNA of Dissoconium aciculare CBS 342.82, 1464 nucleotides long. RefSeq lists its product as uncharacterized. The coding region runs from base 1 to 1464 and encodes 487 amino acids. The record is from RefSeq and is a predicted model, not a curated record. NCBI's taxonomy places the organism in Eukaryota, Fungi, Ascomycota, Dothideomycetes, Mycosphaerellales, Dissoconiaceae. The transcript is spliced from 2 exons.
AUGGCCCGCAAGGCGGACGAAGAUCUUCUUGCCGAGCUCGACUCGCUCGGGAUCGAAGAACCUCAGACCACACCCGCCGCCGCUGUGCCCGCCAAAUCCAGCAAGAAGCCAACCACGCCCGCCGCUACCACCAACGACGAUGACCCGCUCGCCGACCUCGAAAAGCAACUCGCCGAAAAACCGGCCACAGCUCCCACAUCUCGCCCCGCGACACCGCGUGUCGCCGCUGCAAGCACUCCCGCACAGGUUCGCACCAGCGGUGACACCAGCAGGAGUUUCCACCAGGGCGUGAGUGCAGGAGAUGAGUCCAAAGCCUCCUCAGCCGAGGAAUCGGCUCCGGCGGCGGCCAGCGGCGGUUGGUGGGGAAGUUCGCUGUUCAGUGCGGCGAGCGCAGCGGUGAAGCAGGCGGAGACACUUGCCAAGGAGAUUUCAGGACAUGAGGAGGCACAGAGAUGGGCGGAGCAGGUCCGUGGGAAUAUGAGAGGGUUGCAGGAGUUUGGCACUGAUCUUCGUUCUCGCGCUCUUCCGACCUUUAGCUCCAUCAUCUCGCACAUUGCUCCACCAAUCUCAGCACACGAACGACUUCAGAUCCACACUACACAUGACAUUCAAGGCUACCCGUCCCUAGACCCUCUUAUUUACGCACCCUUCGCUCGCAUCAUGGCCCAGGUCGAAGGCGGCGAUCUCGUCGUCCUUCAACGUAGCAGCAGCGCCGACCUUCGCGAUCGCAACGCUAGCAACAAGGGCGAUGAUGCCAAUCUAGGGUAUCGCGGUCGCAUUCUAGGUGGGUCCACACCCUCAUGGUCCGAAAGUGGACCUUGGUGGCGCGAUUCCGCUCUUCCUCGCUCCCUCGGCGCCGUCCCAGGCUUGCGAGAAGGUACGCGUCUCGCGCGCGUCAGCGCCGAGUCCUCUGCAAAGGACUUCUUUGCUGCACGCGGCGGCAUCGACGAGGCCCGCAAGGCGGCCGCCGAAGACUCCAAUGUCGACUCCGCAAAUCCUGUACGCACCAGUGAUAUAUUCCUGGCGGUGCAGGCAAUCCGGUACACCGUCGACACUGACCUCUUCGCCGCAGCGGCGGGUGAAGGUGACGAGAAUUCCGACGAGAAGGACGAUGCGGAUGCGGAAGUCGUCGUCUUCGCUGUCUACCUCUACGAUCCUUUCCACAAACUCGCGUUCCACUCCCUCUCACAAUCCCUCCCUGCGCGGUGGAUCUCCUGGCUCGACCACCAUGAUGGCGUGGGUGGCGAGGAGCUGCCGGCUUCGAUUCAGGAGAUUGUUCGACUGGGUGGAGUGGACCCAAGAGAUUGGGUGGCGGAGUGGUUGGAGGAGUCGUUGUCAUUGGCGGUGGGUGUUGUCGCGCAGAGAUAUGUCGCUCGACGAAUGGGCGUGGGCGAGAGUGAGGCUCCUGCGGCUGUCGCAGAGGGCAAAGAGGAGGCGGGCGGAGAAGUCAGUGUUACUGCUUAA